UUUUUGUUUCUUUUUUUUUUUUUUUUUUCUUCUCAAACUGCAUACAACCGGCGUUGGGUGGGCGAUGACUAAGAUUGCGUGAGGGGGACCCGGAAACCGAUCUCCCAUCAGCAGUUAGGCGACAGAUGAUCUCUGAAUCUCCUUUCUUUUGUUGCUUGCCUCCUUUUCUUUUCCAUCUAUUCGAGACGCGUUGGGCUUUGGUAGGCAAGGCGGUGGAGGGACGGCCGAACAUGUUUGUUGAGGCCGUGGAAUGUGUAGCGCGUUGUAAACACCAAGCAGAAAAGAAAAAACACGAACAAAAAAAAAGAAAGCUUACACUCCAACAAUGUCGAGCGGGUCGUGAAGGGCAACGGGGCGCAAUCAGCUGAGAGUCGAGUUAAGGUUUGCCGCGGACUCCCAUUCGUCUAGGCUAGGCUAGCAGGUCACCCGCAUCCGGUUUCCCCGCAUCCACGAUUUAGCGAAAGAAGGGACUUGUGACGGCGGAGCGCCACCGAAUCAUGGGGCAGAGGCAGCAUGCCGUGGCUGAGGGCGCAGCACCACGCAGACAGCCUGCUUUUCUAUUCUGCACUUUGCGCAGCAGGGCAGCGUGCAGCGCCAAGGGGCAGGAAGACGUAAUUGCGUCGCACAGCAAGCGGAGCUUGUCUGCCGGACACGGCUUGGCGGAGGACGAGGUAAGUAAGAGGGGUGUGCGGGUGGUGGUUGUGCUCAGUGGGAAAAGGGAAUGGCGAACUGACGUCGACGUCGGCAGGCGCGGAGGCGGUGCGGCCUUUGGUUUGACUGCCUGCUUGGCUUAUAUAGGCCACACACACUCUCUCUCUCUCGUUCCUCCUCCCACUACACUACCUUAAGCUUUUGCUUUUCUUUGUUGCCUCUUGGCUGUUACUC
This is a messenger RNA of Aplosporella prunicola CBS 121167, 885 nucleotides long. RefSeq lists its product as uncharacterized. Bases 498 to 848 code for a protein of 116 amino acids. NCBI's taxonomy places the organism in Eukaryota, Fungi, Ascomycota, Dothideomycetes, Botryosphaeriales, Aplosporellaceae. The transcript has a single exon. The record is from RefSeq and is a predicted model, not a curated record.